This is a messenger RNA of Sinocyclocheilus anshuiensis, 2802 nucleotides long. RefSeq names its product vang-like protein 2. NCBI's taxonomy places the organism in Eukaryota, Metazoa, Chordata, Actinopteri, Cypriniformes, Cyprinidae. Gene Ontology annotation, cellular component: membrane. The transcript is spliced from 8 exons. Bases 449 to 2029 code for a protein of 526 amino acids. Gene Ontology annotation, biological process: multicellular organism development. The record is from RefSeq and is a predicted model, not a curated record.
GUGUGUGUGUGUGUGUGUGAGUGAGAGAGGGAGAGGGAAAGCGGAGCAGGAACGUGGGGGAGGUCGGGUCGAGUCGGGCAUCCAUUCGGGGCGUGUGUCAGCUCAGGAUUGAAUGGAGACGGAAAUAUGUGAGUGAAGAAGAAAAAAAAAGAAAAACACGGACGCGAAGUAGAGUCCGCAGGCCAGAGAACAUUUCACAUUCACUGAUCCGAAGCGAUUCAGCAAGAGGAGGAUUUCACUCGCCUGCAAACUUUGUCGUCACAGGUCCGUCCUCUCCUCUCCGUCAGCCUCCAAGAUAGAUUCUCUCAGGAGUAAAGUGGAACUGCUGAAGCUGCCGCUGACCCUGUCGUCCAAAUCCAUCUCGGAGCGCAAGACUCGGCUGGGCGGAGCCACAGAGCGCUCCAGGGGCGGAGCUGGGGCCCACAAACCCCGCCCACCGGCCCCAGACAUGGACAACGAGUCGCAGUACUCGGGCUACUCCUACAAGUCUUCACAUUCACGCAGCUCUCGCAAACACAGGGAGCGGAGAGACAGGCAUCGCUCGAAGAGCAGAGACAGCAGCAGCAGAGGAGACAAGUCUGUGACCAUCCAGGCCCCUGGAGAGCCACUGCUGGACGCCGAGAGCACACGCGGGGAUGACCGGGAUGAUAACUGGGGCGAGACCACCACGGUUGUGACCGGGACGUCCGAGCACAGCGUGUCUAACGAGGACCUGACGCGGGCGUCUAAGGAGCUGGAGGACUCGUCGCCGCUGGAGUGCCGUCGCUACGCGGGGCCCGUCCUGAGCGGCGUUCUGGGUCUGUUCGCGCUCCUGACGCCGCUGGCCUUCCUGCUGCUGCCCCAGCUGCUGUGGCGCGACUCCCUGGAGCCCUGCGGGACCCCGUGUGAGGGCCUCUACGUCUCGCUGGCCUUCAAGCUGCUGGUGCUGCUCAUCUCGUCCUGGGCUCUGUUCCUGCGGCCGCCCCGCGCCUCGCUGCCACGCUUCUUCGUCUUCCGCUGCCUCCUGAUGGCGCUGGUCUUCCUCUUCGUGGCCUCGUACUGGCUCUUCUACGGCGUGCGGGUGCUGGAGCCGCGAGAGCGAGACUACAGGGGCAUCGUGGGAUACGCCGUCUCUCUGGUGGACGCGCUGCUGUUCAUCCAGUAUCUGGCGAUCGUGCUGCUGGAGGUCAGGCACCUCAGACCAGCCUUCUGCCUCAAAGUGGUUCGCACCACCGAUGGGGCCAGCCGCUUCUACAGCGUGGGCCACCUCAGCAUCCAGCGAGCAGCGGUGUGGGUUCUGGAUCACUACUACACUGAUUUCCCAGUCUACAACCCUGCUUUACUCAACCUGCCCAAGUCCAUCCUGUCUAAGAAGAAGUCUGGAUUUAAGGUGUACUCCCUGGGAGAAGAUAACAGCACCAAUAACUCGACGGGUCAGUCUCGCGCGAUGAUCGCCGCCGCCGCACACAGACGGGACAACUCUCAUAACGAAUACUACUACGAGGAGGCCGAGAUGGACCGCAGGGUCAGAAAACGCAAGGCCAGACUGGUGGUGGCAGUAGAGGAGGCGUUCACUCACAUCAAGAGGCUCCAGGACGACGAGGCGGCGACGUCGCCCAAGCACCCGCGUGAGGUGAUGGACCCUCGAGAGGCAGCCCAGGCCAUCUUCGCCCCCAUGGCACGAGCCAUGCAGAAGUACCUGCGCACGACGCGCCAGCAGCCCUACCACAGCAUGGAGAGCAUCAUAACUCAUCUGCAGUUCUGCAUCACUCACAACAUGACGCCCAAGGCGUUUCUGGAGCGCUACCUGGCCCCGGGCCCCACCAUGCAGUACCAGCGAGAGAACGGCAGGGGCCGCCAGUGGACUCUGGUGAGCGAGGAGCCUGUGACCUCAGCGCUGCGGCAGGGGCUCGUGUUCUCCCUCCGCCGCCUCGAUUUCGCUCUGGUCGUCACGGUGACGCCCCUCCCCUUCUUCAACCUGGGGGAGGAGUUUAUCGACCCCAAGAGCCACAAGUUCGUGAUGCGGCUCCAGUCAGAGACCUCCGUGUGAGAGAACCACAAGAGACUCCGUCUCAAGGACACAACCACUUGUUUUUUGUCUUUUAGAUAUCACCGUUUGUAUGUUUUUGUUACACUACAUGAACUACUUUGAUCUGGAGACUGUCUGGAUGACUCUGGACUGACUAACUCAGCUGUGAAUAACGAUCAAAUACACUUUCACACAUCAGUGCUGCACAAUACGGACGGUUUACCAGCAAUGCCAGGUGUCAUGAUAACACCACACUCACAUUUAUGCUUCAAAACCCGUGAAACAAUCACUCGGGAGUGAUGGAAACACUACAAGAUUGUAGCUGAGCGCUCAAGUGCUUUACUUUUUAUGACCGUCGGUCCAGAAAAGCACACGUUUGUAACUCGAGCUCUGUAUCUGUCGUGAAUGUUUUUAAGACGUCGUAUGCAUUGCCUUUGCAGUACUUUAUUCGAAUGAAUCGAGGGGCCUUUUAUCAUACCAUCCGUUUACAUUGUGUUGAAACGCAUUCUGUACGCCAGCAAACUCACGGUUUUUGUGUGGGUUUUUUUUUUUGUGUAGUGUUUGGUUUGUGCGUGACCAAUCAAAUGUGACCUUUACACAAAAUGCAAAAACAUGAAUGUGUGCCAAAUGUUGUAACUGUGCCUCACACACACAGCUGGACGGAUCUCAGUCGGAUUUCUGGCCCGUUUAAGGACAAUGAAUUAACUAGUCCUUCCCAUUUCCCUAACUAGUCUACCAGCUUUGGGUCAUUGCCCCCCCCCUUCAUUUCUUGUACAUAACUCAUUCUCCUUUAU